AUGGAAAAACUCUUCCUGCCUCUCUUGAUGCUUGGCACCAUGGCGAGAGCGCAGCAUUGCCCCGGGCGCUGCAUCUGCCAGAACAUCUCCCCGACGCUGACCAUGCUGUGCGCCAAGACGGGCCUCCUCUUCGUCCCGCCCUCCAUCGACCGGCGCACGGUGGAGCUGCGCCUGACCGACAACUUCAUCACCGUCAUCCGCCGCAAGGACUUCUCCAACAUGACCAACCUGGUGCACCUCACCCUCUCGCGCAACACCAUCAGCCAGAUCCUGCCCUUCGCCUUCUCCGACCUGCGUGCCUUACGAGCCCUGCACAUGAACAGCAACCGCCUGGCCGUCCUGAAGAACGAGCACUUCCGGGGACUCGGCAACCUCCGGCACCUCAUCCUGGGGAACAACCAGAUCAGCCGCAUCGAGGCAUCCUCCUUCGACGAGUUCCUCGCCACCGUGGAAGACCUGGACCUCUCCUACAACAACCUGGAGACGCUCCCCUGGGAGGCCGUCGGCCAGAUGGUGAGCCUCAACACCCUGACGCUGGACCACAACCUCAUCGACCACAUCGCCGAGGGCACCUUCUCCCAGCUCCACAAGCUGGUGAGGCUGGACAUGACCUCCAACCGGCUGCAGAAGCUGCCCCCGGACAACCUCUUCCUGAGAGCUCAAGUCAUGGCCAACGCUCGCGGGACUCACCCGUCCACCUUGACCAUCAGCUUCGGCGGCAACCCGCUGCACUGCAACUGCGAGCUCCUCUGGCUCCGGCGGCUGACGAGGGAAGACGACUUGGAGACCUGUGCCUCCCCAGAGCACCUGAUGGACAAGUACUUCUGGUCGAUCCCCGAGGAGGAAUUCAUCUGCGAGCCCCCCCUCAUCACCCGCCAGUACUCCACCAAGGCGUUCAUCAUGGAAGGCCAAGGGGUGAGCCUGAAGUGCAAAGCGGUGGGCGACCCGGAACCCUCCAUCCACUGGAUCGCCCCCGACGGCAAGCUGAUCCACAACACCACCCGCAUGACGGUCUAUGACAACGGCACGCUGGAGGUCCUCAUCACCACCCUGAAGGACAACGGCAUCUUCACCUGCAUUGCCUCCAACGCCGCCGGAGAGGCCACGGCCCCCGUGGAGAUCUACAUUGUGCCCCUGCCACUGCUGGUCAACAACACCGGCCACAUGAAGGAGCCCGACCCCGGCUCCUCGGACAUCACCACCUCCACCAAAUCGGGGGCCAACGACACGAAGAACCACCUGGACAAGAAGAUCGUGGCGGCCGAUCUGACGUCCACCUCGGUGGUCAUCCACUGGCCUUCCGAGCGGCACAUCCCCGGCAUCCGCAUGUACCAGAUCCAGUAUAACAGCAGCCUAGAUGACUCUCUGGUUUACAGGAUGAUCCCCUCGUCAAGCAAGACUUUUCUGGUCAACGACCUCGCAGCGGGCAGAGACUACGACCUCUGCGUCUUGGCUGUGUACGACGACGGGGUGACGUCCCUCACGGCCACGCGGGUGGUGGGCUGCGUCCAGUUCACCACCGAGGGGGAGGGCACCCAGUGCCACUCGCUGCACACCCAGUUCCUGGGGGGCACCAUGAUCAUCAUCAUCGGCGGCAUCAUUGUGGCCUCCGUGCUGGUCUUCAUCAUCAUCCUCAUGAUCCGCUACAAGGUCUACAGCGGCCAGGACGAGCACAAGAAGGCCAGGGUCAGCAACGUCUACUCCCAGACCAACGGGAGCCAGCCCCCCGCCCCCGCCCCCCUGCCCCUUUCGGCCUCCAAGGCUGGGGAGGACAAAUACGAAACCCUCCAAGAUGUCAGCUCCAAGGAAACCACGGCGCUCGCCGGAGAAACCAAGGGAGAUCCCGGCGACGGUCAAGACGUCGCCUUGACGGAGCUGGAGAAGAGGGCCGCCAAGAAGGCUUCAGACCUCCAGACGGUGGCCAUCUUGUCCUCCGAGGAAGGACAGACAGAGAGCAGCGUGACCGGCUCGUCGGUCUCCCUGUGCCUCCUGAAGGACACUGGCGCGGGGGCCCAGCUCCGCGCCAAGAGGAGCGGCAGCGGCCCGGGGGUCUUCCCCCGUGAACUGUCCAGGACUCACCACCACCGACACUCCUUCGACGGGGAUUACUCUCUUUUCCAGAGCCACAGCUACCCUCGCCGGGCACGGACAAAAAGACACCUGUCCACCUCGCAGUUGAACUCGGAAGAGUGUCCCCUGAGUCAGCGGCGGGUCAUUUUUAGCAGCACGGAAUGGAUGCUGGAAAGCACAGUCUGA
This is a messenger RNA of Gekko japonicus, 2256 nucleotides long. It is a transcript of the gene LRFN1, whose product is annotated as leucine rich repeat and fibronectin type III domain containing 1. The record is from RefSeq and is a predicted model, not a curated record. The transcript has 2 exons. Gene Ontology annotation, molecular function: protein binding. NCBI's taxonomy places the organism in Eukaryota, Metazoa, Chordata, Lepidosauria, Squamata, Gekkonidae. Bases 1 to 2256 code for a protein of 751 amino acids.